This is a messenger RNA of Porites lobata, 25255 nucleotides long. The record is from the annotation of a GenBank genome assembly. NCBI's taxonomy places the organism in Eukaryota, Metazoa, Cnidaria, Anthozoa, Scleractinia, Poritidae.
AUGCAAACUUUGGACGUCUAUAACAAGGAGGAAGGAAAAAUUUGGCAAAGGAAACCAUCUCCGUCUCCAGAGGAAGGGUGAGAUGGUAUUUAUCUGGUGUUUGAAUCACUCCAGCUCGGCUGCUCAAAAAUAAGUUAACUUAAGCUUUUAAAUGUUUUCGUGUCAUUUGUUCAUUUCUAGUUUAAUUGUCUCCGUAAGCCAUUCCACUACCAGUGCCUUUUCAUUACAAGGAAGGAAUAUCAGAUUCCUUCGAACAGCGUUCAAUACAACUGGUGAAGCGUUCGCCGCUGGUGAUCAUCAAGGAAACAUUUUCGUCUUCGACUUAGGGAAAAAUAGGUAAGUGAAUCGAAAUUAAAAAUCAAGUUCUAAUGAACAGCGGAAUGAACGAUCGCUAAGCUUGUAAACCUGCCCAAUGUGUUUAAAUACAAUUGUUAUCAGGUAGAAAUUACGUUAAGCGUCUGCUUCCAAUUAUGUCUUGAUUAUAAAGAUGCUACUUCAGUAUAUGUACCAAAAUUUUCUGAGAUACGCAGGCACUACCACUUCACAAAUCUUCAGAUUGUUUUGAAUACCCAAAAAAUCCCUACUUAAACUAAGCCACCUAAAAAAAUGCUCACCAAAUUUCCUACCCCAAAAAAUCCAGUAAUCGAAAAUUUCAAACCCCCAAAAAUCCUUCUAUCAUCCUCGUUACUUGAAAUAUGGAGUACAUGUACCCUUCCUGGGUAUAUACAGUGUACUCAGACACCUCUACAUAUGUAUUAAGUGGACUCUAUUAAACUUCCUGUGGGUGUCUACUUAACCCUUUAAGCCCUAAUAUCCACUUACAAAUUCUCCAUACAUUUCCUUAAAGAAUUGGUAGAGAGAUUCCUUGGUUGAUCAUUUUAUUUAAUAAUUCUCAUACCCUUUUCUCUUGAUUGUGUAUUCAAAAGAUAUUGUAAGGAGAAAAUCAAUGUUGGUCACUCUUGGGACUUCAAGGAUUAAUACUGGUUUUGCUGUGUUAUUAAAAAAAAUUGAACCACAGGAAUGAACCAGAUCUGUAAACUGCACAAACUUGAUUUAUUCACUUUCCUCCUUCAGAUUUUCUUUGAUUCACAAAACAGGAACACCAUGUACUGCCAUUUCCUUUUGUCUCCGGAGAAAAAAUGAAGUACUUGUGGCCCUUGCUGAUAACUCAUUAAGGUGCUAUGAUAUAGGUAGGUAUUGGACAGCUUACAGCACUCAUGCCAGGAAAAAGUGAAGAUCGGCUUUCUCACACACUUGUCAAUGAACCGUUGAGCAUCAAAGAGCUGUUCAUCAAGGACAGUGGGCCAGUUUCAGCUGAUGGUAAACUUGCCAACAGUUGGCUGUCAGUUCUGGUAAUCUUAGAUCUAAAAGUAAUUGUUGAUUAUUGGCCAUGUUGUCAGUUUCAAUGUACAGUGUACCUGUUUGUGAUAUUUCCGUACUUUGUUAGUUUGAGGUUGUCACACUGUCCCCCACCACCCUUCCCCCCACUUCAAAAAAAGUUCUUUCCAAACUCUUAAUUGAGCUCACUGGCUUAUAGCCAGUAAUUCUCUUUGCUAUUGUCUGCAUAAGAAUGAAUGAAUGUAAGGUCAUUUCUAUAUAUUGUUCUUGUAUGUACAGUAACACGUGACCUUUGGAGCCGAAGGGGCUUGGUUCUAUACCUGCUAUCUCCCAUUUUUUUUACUCUGUUUUCUAAAGUAUUGUUAUGACAAGGAGGAAUUUGAUACUGAUUGUUCCUAGAGCUUUUUGAGAAAGUUAUUCUCUGUUAUUUUAAAAAUGUAAGGUGUUUGCAUGCAUGAGGAAUGGUCCUUCAAAUACCAUAUUACUGGAAAUGUGCUCUGUUUUUGACUUUUUAUGAUUCUUGAAUUGGUUUAGCAAAAUUAAUUUCUUUACUAUUUCUUUCCAUUCGUAACUUCCUUAUGUGUUGAUUGUUUUUUACUAGUAAUGAAUAUUUUGUAAUCAUUGGAAGGAUUAAACAUAGGAAAUCACAGUGUGGAAAAGUGCAAAUUUUACUAUGUAAACAUCCAAUUAAAAUGUCACAAAAUAUAUGCUUUGCAUAAUUUCAAAACAGAUGGCAUUAUUAUAAAUUAUUACAGUAGUCCCAGAACCGUAUCUGUAAAAGUUUUAACUUCGCCUGUGGCCACCAAAUGAACCUUACCUCCUAUAAGGCACUUGAAGCAUGUAACAAACAGUGACAGUGCCAAUUAGACGUUGCUACACAAUGUGACUACUUUUAAGAACGAUUUUGUUUAGCGUGCACAUGAUUUUUGCACAGAGUAUUCAUUGCCAGUAAGUCUCAGGGGACUAUUUUUUAAUAUACACUGUAAUAGGAACUGUUAAGGCAAUGAGUGUAUUGAACUAGUCGUGAUACCUGCACAAUCCUAGCAAGGCUAGACCUGAGAGGCCCUUGGUUGUUCCGACAUUUGAGAUUACAUAUCCCUUCUCUGUGGGCAAGAUCAGGACUGGCUUGAAGUUGAAUGUAGAUUUGCUACUGCUAAAGUGUACAUAAUGUACUCCUGAAAAAUUAAUUAUCUGACUUUCCCCCGCUUCACAUACAGUCAACCCACUAAUAAUUAGUGGGUUGACUGAGGCGGCCAUAGAAAUUAAGUGUCCGUAUUAACAGGGUGUCUGCAUUAAGAGGGUUGAAUUUAGAGAAAAGUUAAGAGGGCUUUCUUUCCUCAGGGACAAAGCAAGCUGUCUGUAAUAAUGAGGUGUCUGUAUUAAGCAGGUGUCUGUAAAGGGGGUGUUGAUGACUGUACUUCCAGUAAGUGCUAGUUUAGUUGAAUUAAUUGGCUUUACUAUUCAUCCCAUUUUAGAGUCUCAUGAAUUAGUAAGCUGGAUGCGAGGUGAUGAAUCGUCAAUCCACAGUAUAUCAGUUCAUGCUUCAGGUCGUUAUGCACUUACGUCAUCUAACUCUGUAGCUCAACUGUGGGACCUUGAUACUUUUUCUCGCAAGAGGACACUGAAUGGAGCACAGACUGUUGGAAUCCAACAGGUCAGGAUUUACUUGUACAUGUACCAUUAAUUUGUUUUGCUUUGUUUUUAACCUGUUGCCACUUUUUUUAUUAGUGAUUUUUUUCAAUUAUUAUGUACCAUUCAUACUUGUUUAAGAUAGGAAACAGUGAUACAUGUAUCAGGUUUCUCGACAUACAAUAUAUUUGGUAGUUACCACUGAAUGCAGUUAGAAAAGCAAGGAGUGGUUGUCUGGAGAAGAGAUGCAGAGAAGGAGCAAUGCUACACAAUACCUGUAGCUGGUUUUACGGUUUGUAGGAUAGGUUCACAGGCAGACUGAUUCACUACUUUUACUGUCGCUCAACAACAAUACCAGGCUUCUUGAUGAUGAGGGGAAGUUACACUGUAACAUUCUCUAUAAUUCCUUUUUUUCUCAGGUCCUUUUCUUACCACUGAGUAACACCAUUGUCACAUGUUUCAAAGAUGAUAGUUUGUUUGUGUGGGAUUCAGAAACACUCAAGUGUAAAUUUCAGUUGCCAGUUCCACCACAGGAGAGCAAGCAGCAUCAUUACAGGGCCUUAGCAACCCCUAGGGAUGGAAGGUUGCUAGUUGCUGGGGGAAGGUGAAUCCUCUAUGAGAUUAUUUUUGCUAAUUAUUGCAUUUUGAUAGCUUAUACAUGCACUGUGUAGCUACAUGUAUUUAAAAUUUGUACAGUAGAUCUACACCUUCCAAGAACUUUUGAUCAUCCGUAGUCUCAGAACUGAAGAUACAUGUAACAUGUUCAAAUUAGUUUACAAGUUUUCACCUACUGCUAAAUUUGUUUUCAUCUUUGAAAGUACAUCUUUUCAAAGUACAGAAUAAUAUAAUGAUAAUUAGCCAGUUAUCUCCUGUUACCAUGUUUUGGUUGAGUUGUACCUGACCAUAAUUGUACAUGUUUUUUGGAAAAAAAAUCUCUUCAGAUUUUCACGUAUAUGUAUAGGAUUGAUGUAUGAAUUCAUGACUUACUUGUUUUAUGCAUGUUAGAUUUUGAAUGUAAAAAUUUUGUACAUUUGUAUAUCACCGAUGUUCUGUCAAUUUGCAUGUAAUUGUAAUCAUUAUUGAGUGUCAUUUCCAAAUCACUUGACAGAAAAUUGUAAUGAUAAAUUUUCUUUGUACAUGUAACUAUCCAGAUCUCGAUUUCUCCAUGUGUGGAGUCUAGAGAACAAGAGUCUUCUUCAUGUCAUUCAGCUUCCUGCAAAAGUGCGACUUGUAAAGCAACUAGAGUUCAUAAACAACAGCUUUGAUGGAGGCACAAGUCAGGUAAUAGAUUGCAUGUGCCACAAAUAUUAAUACAUGGUCCAUACACAUUGAAGACAGUGUGUCUAAAAUACAGGUCACUUUUCCACAGGUCAGAGUAGGGGUCAGCAUGCUACAGAUAAGUGAGCAGCAUUAAAAGUGUCUCCUAGCCCUAAUCUCUUUAACAAAAAUGCUCUAUUAGAUCCAGGGGAAUCUGUUUGGUUUGGUAAUUUAUCAAUGGAGCAGUGACCUGUACUCUUGACCUGUGUCAUGUGACCUGUACUUUAGACAGACAACAUUGAAGUCUGGUGGCAUUUCUUUGCUGGAAUUGGGUUCUAAUUCUCACCACAUGUUUCUCUUCUCCUGCAUGUCAAUGAGACUGUCAUUCUAUAAAAAGGUUUACACUGGGUUAAUGAUAAUAAUGUUCUUGUUGUUGGUGGUGGUGUUUUUGUUCACUCCAAAUACUUACAAGUCUACAACGCCUGUAACUUUUGUUAAUAUUAGCAAGGUUAAGGAUCCUGACUGUUUUACAUGUAACUGGGUAAAUACAUCUAUCAAACAGUAAAAGGCAGAGGUGAUCAUGAUUGCUAAUAAACAUAACUUGUAUCAGAUUCAAGUGAUAAAAACCUCAAUUCUUGUACCUGGAAAGUCUAGCAAGCAUAAUAUUCUAGCUGGUGAAAAAAAAUGGUUUCAAGUUGUCAUCACUGCCUUUUGCUGUCAACACUCUAGAGUGUAAUGCUUCAGUCUCUCUCGAUUGUAAUUGAACUCUUUUAUCAGACCCUAGGUGUGUUGUCUCAAGAUGGCCUCCUGCGUUUUAUUGACAUUCAUGCUUGCAAGCAACUGUUUGAAAUAGGUGGUGCUGAUGAGGUACUGUAUCCUAAUGACAAAGUUUUAAUUUGCUCUCCUUAUUUAUCUUUUUUUUAUAAUAUUAUUUGUCUUUUUUUCUGGACUUGGCUUGCUUUUCCUCUACAUUUGUAGUCCUAAUGCUGGCCCUUUAUCUUUCCUAUUUUUAUGAGCGUGAACUUCUGUCUUUUAUUCAUUUUACCCAUCACUAUUAACUGUGUCAUGUUUGCUAUUUAAUACAUGUAGCACUUCUCCCCAGCAACAAGCUAAGCUAAUUUUACAUGUACAUGUAAACAAAAAUGCACGUUGAUUUCCCCCCUUCCCAAAAUGUCUUUGAUAUCAUUCUCUUUUGGGAUGACUGUAAUACCCAGGAGAAAUUGAAAACAAUGCUUUUGAAAAUUAUUUUUUGGGUAAACAAGGUACAUUAUGGUUUACAUGUAUGUGAAAAUGGUGAAUACAAAAUAAUUAAUGAAAAUAAUGUUAAAAUCAGUGUAACCAGCCCAAAUGUACACCGCCGUUGUUUUAAAAUGUCUUUGUCUAUACAAUGUCAUGCAGAUGAUUAGUAACUUCAGCAUCAGUCCCAACGGACGGUAUGUUGCUGCUGUAAUGGACAAUGGAAACAUUAAUGUCUACAGUGUUCCUGCGUUAUCUCAACACUUUACCAAGGUAAUUUGUACAGAGCCGUGUGUGUAUUGCCGACCUAUAAAAAUUAGGGAGUUUUUGCAACGGCGACGGCGACGGCAACGGCAACGGCAACGAGAACGUCAAACAGCAAUAGGUUUAUUAAGCAAAACAACAAGUUUGCACGUGCAUCACGCUUUUUUGUACAUUUCUUUGCCGUUUCUGCACGACUACGAAGCGAAAAUGCCUAAAUUCACGUUUUAUGGAGGACGUAACAAGCGACGACGAAACUUUCUUUCUCUUUCUAAACUGGGGAGCGGUCCCCAAGAAAUCAACUCCAGCCAAAUUUGGCUACAUUAGACAUUUUCAGGAAAUUGGAUAAAAAGCGACAAAGUUUGAAAAAACGCCAAUUCAUUUUAAAAGUAACGUGUUCGCUGCCGUCGCUGUUGUCGAUGCUAAAACUCCCUAUCAUUGUAUGAUGUUCCUGGAUGCCUAUUGCAUACCUGUACCAUGUGUGCUUUUGUAACCUGAUAGAUGUAUAAGAAAGUUUAGUUCUUGAGUCGCCAUUUUUGGCACUAGGAACCAUCUUGAUACAUCGCAAACAGUAACAAAAACUUAACCACCAUCGUGCAUGCUUGACAAGUUUGACAAUCAGUGGAAUAGAAAGUGGAAUAAAAUAAGUGCAGAUAUUAGAUUGAGUUCUUGAUUUAUCUUUGCAACAGUACCAUAAUUAUCAUACAUAGUAGGACAAUGAUAAUUUUCUGGUAAGAAGAACACACGAAUCAUACUAGUUGUCCGGGACAGCUGAAUGUACAUGACUACCAGAUAACAUUUCUGCUCACAGUGUCCCAUGGACAAAAGUCCAGGCAAGUCAUCUUUAAAAAAAAAAUAAUUCACUGGCCUACUAGGCGAGGAUGUAAUAGCCUCUGGGCAAGCAAAAAUUUUUUCAAGAGCCCUGUUUUAGGGCUAGUUCAGUACUCUGUUGGACAUUACUUUCUUUGCACGCUGCAUUUUUUGACAUUCUCGUUGCCGUCUACGUUGUGACGUCUUAAAAUCUCUGAAUACGUCACGUAGAGGUAUAUGAAGUUAAUAAGUCUCGUUUAUUUUUUAUUUUUUUAGCUGUAAUUAUAUUUCACAAGAAAAAUUAUAAGUACACUGUAACAUGAUUCCAAUUUUUUAACUUUAGCAACUGACCAUCCGAUGUAAUAUCAUCCGAUGUAAUAUCACAUUACUACAUUAUUACAAUGUACAGGGUGCAAAGAAAGCAUUUACUAGCAAAGAAAGCAUUUACUAGCACUUUUUUUGAUAAGCAACAUUGUUUUUAGUUUUUUUUUUGGUGAUUUGAACGAACUUCACUUGCCCAUGGAGCAAGUUAAGAACGGAAUUCGUUAGCCCAGUAGCAAAAUCCACUAGCCCCGCGCUAUUGGCAACGCCCUUCUCUGCUGUAUUAACAUCUAGUAAAGUGAAGGUCACAGUUAUGUAUGUUGCUUCUGCUUUAUUACAGCCACCCCCACCUCUGGUAAAAACUGUCUGGGAAGAGAGACCAUCAUCUCGGCAAAGUGGCAAGUCAGGUCGAUCACUUGGAAGUAUCAUGACAAAGGUUGGAGGAACAGCAAAAAGGAGUAAGGUCAAGUCUCCAACCAAAACAACUGCUCAGCGUAUUGAUGUGUCUGCAUCUUGGACCGGUCCAGAUUCAGGAAUUGAGGUGUGGUGCCAUAAAGUUUUUUUAUUAUUAUUUCAAACUUUUAUUAAAUACUCCACAGCGUUACAAUACUGAAGUUGCCUUGCAUUGCUCAACAUUGCAUUACAAUACAUUACAAAUACAUUACAUUACAUUACACCAUGAACUUUAACACUAAAGUAACUAUACAAAAAGAAGAACGUUCGGAGUACACACGUUAUUUGGGGACAGAGUCCAAAGGCAGAGCCCACUUCUUAAUGAAUUUGUCCAUUUUAUUUGUUUUAACACACAUAGACUUUUCUCUGUUUCAUACUUAAUUUUAACCUUUGGUGAAAACUAAUAAAGGCCGUUACACGUGGAAGAGUCUGAUUUCUUCUUCAACCUUUAAGUAUAGUUAAGCGAUCAGUAUCAAAUAAUUAGGCAAAGGUCAAUUUGUAUAUAAUAAUCCUGUAGUAACGUAUGUUGCCAUAAUCAUUUCACUCCUCACGGGAGAUAUGAACUCAAUAAAUUGACCUCGCUCCCAAUGUGUGGCUUCAUAGCUCAGUUGGUAGAGCAACGCACCGGCAAAGCGGAGGUCACGGGUUCGAAUCCCGUUGAAGCCCUGAUUGUUUUUUCAGGCUUCUUCUUUCCAAUUGCUUAAAUUGGAAAAUUUACUGCGAUGAUCAUUCUUCACUUUCAAAAACAAUCAGGCAACCUUUUUAUGAAGUUUUUAUUUAAGGAGAGUUCUGAGGCAACGUUUCUUGGCCUUCUCUUUUUAAGUUUAAAACUUCACAAAGAGAAAAUCAUUUAUUGUGAGGAAGCUACAUGUACAUGUAAGAAUUAUUUGAUUUAGACUAGUGCAUAGUUUUAUGUUGUGAUUCAAUUUUAUUCUUGGUUUAAAUGAAUUUAAUCUUUAUCAAAUAUCAUCAUAUCCUCGGCUCAAACAAAGGAAAAUAUAACUUAAACACAAGUAAAAUUGAAUCACAAAAUGUUUUUCCUCGAAUCGAAAACAAUCCGAAAAAGUUCAAACCCUGUUAAGUUACAAACAGCAAGUUGAUAGUCUCAGUGUUUUACACCUAGAACUGGAAGUACUUAUAUAAAUUAAAGAGUGGUAUUGUCCCAAGUUCAAACAAAGUUACCUCUUGGACUUUGAAACAUUGUGUUAUGGCGUUAACCGUAUGCUCAUGUUUACAUGUAUACAUGAUCUCAACUGCAUUUUUUACAUACCGAACUGUUUUACACAGACUGAACUGCCAGAAGGCCUCAAUCAAACGAGACUCAAGUCAAUUCUUCAAGGUUAUGGAGAAUAUCCUGCUAAAUACAGGUACAGACAGUUAAAAGAUGACUUGAAUUGAGUUAUUGCUACGUGAUAAUAUCAUGUACAUAAAUAUUGCUAUAAUGCAACCCUUCAGUGUUGGUACUGAUGCUUUAGCAGCUGACUCAGGACAGUAAUUUUAUGGCAUUUUUUGGCAAUUUUUUCGGUGAAUUAGCAGAAAUCGGCCCCUCCAUCAGGAACCCACUUGUAGUGUAACCGUUGUUUUCACUUUUCAGGCGAGAAUUGUUUUCCUUCGCAGCCAUUCGGCUUUACAGCUAUCUCGUUGGGUCAUCUUUUUUCGAAGGAGAACUAUUAAAUUCAGAGAAACAAAGUCACGUCACCAAAUCUUGGUAUCAAGUUACUAGUAGUGACGUUUCCGAUUGAAACUGUCGCAUCUCUCAGGUUUACGAGUUACUGCAAUGUAUAGCGUACGUCGCUCGUUUUGCUUCAAUAACUUGUUAUUUGUUAAUUAAACUUUGUUUACUACUAAACAAACAGUUAGUUAACAACAGCAGUGUGCUAACUGCACUAAUUACAAUACACAAUAACGAAAAGAAAAGGGAAAAAACUUGAAAGGUGGCAACCUGGUAGGUGAGCACAAUUUUUCCUUUAAGGGACUAAUGAGAAAAUUCAGUAACGAGCAGUGCGAAGGAGAAGUUUCAAGAAUGUAAUAUAUGCUAAAUCAUGUUGAAACGAUACAGUCUUAAAAGCGAGCAGGUCAUUCAGGGAUUGGUGCAAUUACUCUUUUGCCUACGGCUUGUCGAAAAAAAAAUAAUGUUGAAGAGAGUGACUUAAGGAUACCACUUCUUUCAAAAAGAAAAAAGACUCGAGGACCUUCAACCUUCCAACCUUUCCACUAUGUGAACUAAAUUACGCCACUACUCUGGGGGAAUAACCACACAUAUUAAAAAACAAACAAACAAAAAAAAAAAAAGAAAAGAAAAAAUACAAAGAAGUGCAACUUGCUGGCAUAUAUUGUUUUUGCAGGAUGUUCAUUUGGCGGUCACUUCUUAAACUUCCCGAGAACCAUGCAGCUUACAGUAGCUUAGUAGACAAAGGAACACACACUGCUUUUGCAAGACUGCAUGAAGAAUACCCAAUAAAGAGCAGGAAACUUCUUAGAGUGCUUCAAAGGUUCGUACUGACCAUUAACAAUCUCCACAAGUCACAUACACUAUAGACUACGGCAGUCCCUAAUUUUCGUGAGAGAUUGUAGAGCAAGCAAAAUAUGCGAGCAUGCGUCAAAAUCAGCUCCCGCCAAAAGGUGAAACACUUUCCUUAGCCUGCGUUGCUGCGGGAUUUGUCACUACCUUUCAUUCCACAGGUACUGUUUUGUUUUUUUUAAGCUUGCUCCGCCAAAACAGCACUCCUUCACUCUGAUCCCGCUAGCGUAGAAAGCUGGACUUCCAUCUAUGUAUCACCUUCGUCGUGAGUUGCGUUUUACAAGCACGUGUGCGUACAUGUAUGUUGCUCGCUUUACUAUCUCUGGGAAAAAAAGAGUAAUCCCCUUAUUCGUGGUCCCUGUACAUUUUGAAUGUACCCAGCAGCAGGCAGUUUAUUGCAGUGUAAUCUGUUAUCAAUAUUACAACGAUUGAUUUUUCAAUGUCGCAGAAAAGUCACUGGUUUUGCAAAACGUAAGGAAAUUUUCUUUUCAGGUUACCCCUAAUAAAAGGCUUCGAUCAAAUGAGUACAUGUCCAUGUAAUCCCCUUACCCAAUCAAACAAGCCCCACCCAGCCUCCCAUCCCUGCUUUCAAGGAUUUGCUCUGUUUGCUGAACGAGUAAACUUUCAUUAAUGCCCAGUCUACUAACUACAGUGGAACCUCGAUAUAACGAAGGGCUAAGGGACUGGCACAAUUUGUUCGCUGUAACAAGUUUUCCGUUAUAUCGAGGGUUUUUUUUCAUAUAUUUUAAUAUUACUGGGGUAAAGAAAAUCAUUUGUAAAUGAGUAAUAACUAUUUUUUUUAAAAUUUGUUUUGUAGAACAUUAUCAGCAUUGGCCCACUGGUCUUCCAUAUUUGGUGAAGUUGAUUACCUUGCUCUUUUGUCCUUUCCAUUUGUAAAGCUGUUCCAGAACAAUCAAUUGAUCUGUUUUGAGAUGAUAGCAACGAUCCUCAGUAUGUUAUGUUAUAUCUUCUUACAGUAAUACUUUAGCCCCACACUCUGCCUCAAACUCUUGAGAUUCUUUUUUAUAGCCAGUUUUGUUGCCCACGUUAUCUUCUUUCUUUCGCAUGGAAUUGUGGCUGCUUAACGUGGCUCGAUAUAGUUUUUCAAGGUCAAUACCUCUCAAGUUUGAGCGUAAACUACGUCGCCAUAAGCAAAGAUUUGGAAAAAUCGACACCAGAGUUGUAUUAGAUAAAGAUGAAAAUUUGUUAUGAUCAGGGUUGCAAUUGCAUUGGAGUUGUCAUAGCAACGAAAUGACGCCAUUGCCUAUUUCACUUGCAGCAGUAUUUCUCGGCACUGGGAACUGUUCUUCCAAAAUCGUUUACUGGAGCUUUUUCCUACAAUAGCCGCCUCGGUGUUCGUGAAGUUUAAGCGAAAUCUGUAAGAGCGUUAUCGAGAUAUUUUGGGAAGAAGUUUUUAUGUUUAGAAAUACGGUAAAAAAUGGACAAUCUUGAUGUUCGACUGUUACCUGUACUAAACGAAGCGCUUUUGACAUGCAAUUUCACCUCAUAGUUCUUUCAAUCGUUUUAAAAACGUGUGUGAAAGAUCAUGGAGAUACCUCCAGCCGAUUGCUAGAAAGAAGGAUUUGAUUAGUAUGUAUCAAGGCGCUCUUUUUAGCGGUAAUGUAAACAUUUCGGUCUACUUUAACAAAUUAGCGAAUAAUUUUUAAACCGCUCGAUAAAUUUUUUAAAAAAUUUAAGAAUCUUGAGAUUAAUCGUCCUUUUAUAUGACCUCUUAGUUUCAAGAUUAUUGAUAUAUUGUAAGGCAGUAAAAUAAGGGCUUGAAUUCGCUAAUAUUUUGUCAAGAGUUUUGUGUUUACAAGUAAUAGCCUCUCAUUAUUCAGGGGUAUUGUCUCCAAAAUUCAUAUUUUCGUGCACAACAAUAGCUAGCAUUUUUGCAUAUGUCAAAUGCAUUGUUAGUUACUGCUGUUCACGUGAAAAUGAAACCUUGACACAAUACCCCUAAAUAAUCAGAGACUCACACUUGUAAACACAAAAUUUCUGGCAAAAUAUUAGCGAAUUGUAGCCCUUAUUCUACUACCUUACAAUACAUCAAUAAUCUUGAAACUAAGAGGUCAUAUAAAAGGACGGUUUAUCUCAAGACUCUUAAAUUUUUAAAAAAAUUCAUCGAACGGUUUAAAAAUUAUUCGCUAAUUUGUUUAAGUAGACCGAAAUGUUUACAUUACUGCUAAUAAGAGCGCCCCGAUACAUACUAAUCAAAUCCUUCUUUCUAGCAAUCGGCUGGGGGUAUCUACAUAAUCUUUCACACACGUUUUUAAAAAGAUUGAAACUACUAUGAGGUGAAAUUGCACGUCAAAAGCGCUUCGUUUAGAACAGAUAACAGUCGAACAUCAAGAUUGUCCAUUUUUUACCGUAUUUCUAACCAUAAAAACUUCUUCCCAAAAUAUCUCGAUAACACUCUUACAGAUCUCGCUUAAACUUCAUGAAUAUCGAGGCGGCUAUUUUAGGAAAAGGCUCCAGUAAACGAUUUUGGAAGAACAGUUCCUAGUGCAGAGAAAUACUGCUGCAAGUAAAAUAGGUAAUGGCGUCAUUUCGUUGCCAUGACAACUACGAUGUCAUUGCAACCCUGAUCAUAACAAGGUUUCAUCUUUAUCUAAUACAACUGUGGUGUUAAUUUUUCAAAAUCUUUGUUUAUGGCGACGUAGUUUACGCUCAAACGUGGGAGGUAUUCACUCUAAAAAACUGUAUCGAGCCACCUUAACUUUCUAGGAAAGGGACAAAUUUAGUCUACAAAGAGUAGUAGGUGAAUAGCGAAAUUGGCAGUGGAUUUUCACCAAAAUUUCACUAGUUUUUUUUGUGUGUACACGUAACUCUGUCAAGAUUGGUCAGAAUUUCCAAAAAAAAAAAAGGUUUAUGGAAAGAUCUAUCCUGGCUGAUGUUGCUGCUUACCAAGUUAAUAGCUAAAACUGAAAGCUAAAUGGGUCCAGGACUGAAAAUAUGCAUCAUUCCAAAUGGAACGAAAACGAUCAAAGAGGUUCUCAAAGGCUUUAUUUAAGAUACCUACAUAUAUGUGUCUGGUGGGUCAUAUUAUUGACACUCUACAAAGUAAUUCAGCUUGUUUUUAUGCCGAGAUUGCGUGUCUUCGUCGUUAAUUAAAACAUUGAAAGUCACCUGCGAAGGAACUGUGUUUAUUAAAUAAAUCCCCAAAGUAUUCCAUGAUCAUCUUGGUCACGGAAAACUUGAUACUUUUGAUAUUACUUUUUCACUAAUGUUCAUUUUGAUACUACUGACGGACACUCUCGUAAGCGGUCAGCUCUACUUAUAGCCGCGGCCACAAAACCCCGUUUUAACCUCCAUACACCCUCUAUUUUUACAUACCCGUGAGCAGACAUUUUCGUAAGCUUCUCCGGACACUUUCAGGGUUUACGAGUUAGUUUUUAGCGUUGUUUUUAAGCUACUUUAAGUGGACGUUCGAAUUGAAAUUUCAUUCGCCUCUGAAUGUUGUAUUUUAAUAUAUCAACCUUGAAUCACUGUUCGUCACAAUCUAUUUAUAUAAGUUUCAGUCUUUGUCUUUUUCACAAACACAUCCGGUUAUACUUCAAGACACUUGUUAGUUGUAGCCAAACGCUAAUAUCCAAACACUCUUUUUACUUUUCUAAUUUUUAUGUAUAGCUGGGCAAGCUCCCUUAAACGGAUACGAGAACCAUUCUCGUAAGCGGCCAGUUCCAGUUACAAACACCUUUUCCGCGUUCCAAGGGUGUCCGCUGACGAGAACUUCCACUUUAUUAACUGACAUUAUUUUUUUGUCGUGAAAUGAUCAAUUUUCUGCAGCAAACUGGUGCCAGCAUUGGUUUGAGUUCUUUCCCAACCCUCCUGUAAACAUACUCGGCAUGGUUGAGAAUCUGUUGGUACAUCAUGACAAGAGAAUAAUGCAACAUUUUGUCAGCUGUAACGUCACUUCACAAGUGAGUCCAUUACUUAAGGGAGUUCUCAAUUGACAUGUUGAAAGUAUAAAAAACCUUGGCAGGGUUCUCACUAAGAUUUCAGAUUGCCAGGUUAAUACAACAAGUAGGCGGGGAAUCAACUGAACAGCUAGGGAUUUCUUUUGGUUCUAUUUUUCUUCUAUUUUCCUGUGAAAGCAGUCGGGGGCCACGUUCAUAGUAGCCGGGGAAAAUCUCCGGCCCCCGGCUCUUAAUGACUGCCCUGCAGUUGGUUACACAAACCGUGGGACAAGUAAUUCCAGGUUAUCCAGGCGGCAUUUUUAUUGCUGUAUAUUUCACUCUCGAGUUUGCUUUUCUCGAUACUUCCCAGUGCACCUUUUUGGCGCGGGAAAUUUCGUAGCCACCCCACUGAUUGGUUGUUUUGUGAUGCUGCUCGCUGUGAUUGGCUGAAAGAUCUCGUACCAUCUUCUUGGCCAUUAAAAAGUAAACCAAAACUCGUCUUGACAUCAACUGAUACUCACUCGCGUUCUCCCGCCUUUUGGCGUCGGCUUAUCGGCCGCUACAUAUAGUCCCGCUUUUUUGACGCCCCUGUUGCCGUUUUCGUCGUGGUUGCUUGCAUGAAUCUGCCUUGACACGUGAUUGUUUUUGUUGUUUUACUGUACGUACCUUAAUUACCUUGUUUUUGAUAUUAACAGUAACGAAAAAACUAAUUGUUAAACGUGUUUAUGUCCAGUAUUACAUGCAAUCAUUGUUUUGUUUUCAGAUAUACGCCUGGCCGCUGUUACAGACUCUGUUAUCAGAGGUGCUUACCAAGGAUGAAUGGCUUAGAGCUUGGGAUAACAUCUUUUCCAACCAUCCGUCAUUCCUUCUAUUUGUAGUAGUAGCUUAUGUCAUCGUUUCACGUAAGGUCCUGCUUCAGUGCUCGAGGAGAGAAGAUUUCGAGGUUAGAAUGAUUUACACUCUAAUAUGACUAUGACACCGAUAAAUGCCGAAAGCGGCAGCGAAUUUUUUAUAAGGAUCAGUUGGCAAAAUCCGUCGGCACCGCUGGAAAGAGCGCCUUAAAGUUAGCAAACUGGCCAAAUUGGAAAGAGAUACGUCUUAAGUUUACUAUGCUAUCAGAGAGCUUAGCAACUGCGAUGACGACGGCAACGAUAACAAUAAAGAAAGGCUUACUGAGCAACGUAACAACUCCGUACAUGCAACACACAGCUCUUUUUGAACCAAAACUUAUAACGCAACUCUUGAAAACCUAGGAAAACUGGAAUAAUCGCAAUGAAUUGGUUUGAAAGAAAGGCAACGCUCUCUCUACAGCACUGUUGUUGUUGUUUCACGUGAUGAGCGAAGCAAGCUCCGCGAGGGGCGCUCUUGCGUGCCGCUCUCAUUUGACUUCUUACUGGACCAUAUCCCCUCAAAUGGAGAGCUUGCUUUCAGGAUAAGCGCAAUGCAAGCGCAGUAUAGGAAGUGCAAAGCGCGGGAAAAAGCAUGGUCAAAAGCAACAAACGUAAGUGUUUAAUUAGUUAAGACAGAUAUGCAAGAUUUAGUAGCCAAUCACAAAGCAGGGCAGUGCGUUACAUGGCCACAGCCGCGUCGGAGAACACCGCCUUAUGUAUCCAAACAUUAAUUUUUUUCAACACAUUUUUUUCCCUCUAGUAUUUCUUUCAUAACCGGAAUGCAGUUGACGUUGGCACAGUAAUACGUGAAGCUUAUCGUUUACAAGAGAGCACUCCAGCAGAAGUGAACCCAAAGAGAAUGCUUGAGCCUUUCACUCCACUCACCAAAGGGCAGUACCCCAUCUUUAAUAAAUACCCCAAGUUUAUUGUGGAUUAUCAGGUGAGCUGUUGACCGUCAUUGAAUUACUGCACUUUAAGUUCAACUGAAAGUUGCUGGAAGUGAACAUUUAACUUAACUACAAGGGCAUUUUUUUGGUCUCUAAAUGUUUCGUCGGCAAAUGUUAUUUUGGUGUUCAUUGUUACUUUUGUCGGCAGGUCCAAGAAAGGGAACGUAUUCGCCAGGAGGAGCUCGAAUAUUUGAGGCAGCGGUAUGUAAUGUCUUAUGUGGAGACAAACGUCGAUUACGAAGAUACACAGUGUUGGGUUUAUUAAAAAAUCUGGGGUCUGUUUUAAUUAAACUUUUACAAGUGUAGCUAUUGUUUUCAGACUCUUUUUUCGACCUGCUUCCAGAUGGCUUGUUAGCUCAAUUGGUAAGAGCGCUGCGCCGCUAUCGCAGAGGUCAAGGGUUCGAAUCCUGAACAAGCCUAAUUUUUUUAGGCCUUUUUUCGCAACUGCAAAAGUUGCGUCUAUAACUGCGAUGAUCUUCUUUCAUAUAAUGGCUGCACUUGUAAAGUUUUUAUUAAAUUGACCCCAGAUGUCUAAUAAUUGUGCCAUAAAAUAGCCCAUUUCCGAGAUACCCCAAGCCUCUGUUUCAAAGCGAGGCUAAGAGCGAAGUUAUUGAUUUGAAAGUGAUUUCUUAUUUUCAUGCAAAUAAAUUCAUUUUCACAAGAAAGGUCUUCCACUUAGCCUUGUUUUGAAAGUGGAACUCGGAAAUGGCCUAUUCAAUGUUUUCAAGCGUUUCGGGUUAGUGCUAGCCGUGUGAUUGUUCGCAUCUUCCCUUUUUCUCCGCGCUGGUUAAAACCACCCAGAGAUAAACUAGUUAUCUUACUACCUUCCUUUUGUUGGUCCGUUCUGUAAAUCGUGGAACCUCGUUUUCCCUUUCGGAUUUUUGGCUUAAAGUGCCAAGAAAAAACGGGCCAAAAAGUGUCGGUCCGUAACUCUCGAAGUCGGUUUGUCGUUACUCUCGGCCAGUGCUAUCGCAAAGAGAGUGGAGGUGCCGAAGAAACACACAUAAAAAGCAAACGUCUCUAAUUGUUUUGACCACCGUAGAGCUGUAUUAUUUCGAGAGGUCACUGGUGUUCUUUUCGGAUUCCUUUUCUUCAUCUUUAUUUGCAUCAUUGUCGUAAGCUUUGAUUUGUGUUUGGCAGACAACUGGCGCAGGAGAUGAAGGAGGUGGCCUCUCAGCGCCAGCAGGAAGAGGAAGCCUUCUACCGACAGCAGGAACUCAUGGUAGACGCUGAAAACCAGAGGAGGAGAAUGAUAAGUCAGGAGGAACAGAAGCUCAGCGAUCAGAGAAGCAGGUUUGUUUCGGUAAAAGUUUUUUGUUACAUCGUUGUCAUUCAUGCGCUUGGCGUUUGUCAAUGAAUUUCUAGCUUGAGGCGACUGCCUCGGUGAAACAGACUGUUCUCCCCUUGGUUUGUUUUAAAAAGGAAUAUCCACACUGUCAUCGUCAAAUUGAUUCUAGCUCGUUACUACAUGAGAAAUUUCUGCAAUUUGAUUGGCUUAGAGCAGUGGUACUUCAGCUUAAUUUGAAAUACCUACAUGUGAAAAAUACAAACCUUUUGGGGAUAGUAGUAUAAACAAAUAAUAGCAUGAUUUGUACGUGAUAUUUGGCAUAAAUGCCACUCGUGAUAUUUCAAAAUUGCCUUAACUCGCCUAACGGCUCGUGAAAUUACGUAUAACAAUUUCGAAAUAUCACUCGUGGUAUUUAUGCCAAAUAUCACUACUUUUCAAGCUAUUACCUAUUCAAAUAAGAAUACUUUUUUCUUAGAAGUGGGAAAAAAUUGGAAUUAAGAAAUUGAAUAGGGUCAUAAGGCUCGGUCAACUGCAAUUGGAAGAGAUACUUUAGCGUGGCUUUUUACUACCCAUAAAGGUAGGUAUAGGCAAAGGCUACUCCAAAAGACAAUGCCUUCCACUCCUUUAACGGUCCUGUGCGGCGAUACCUUUAAGCAUUUGAUGCAGUCAUUGAAAUUUAGUUUGGAAUGGUAGGGGUAAAUGGUAAAUAGCCCUUUUUUUACCUCACUUUCUUUUUUAUUUUAGACUGCAAGCAAUGAAGCGAGAAAUUCACCUGCGUGAGCUGCAACUGCUGGACGCUGUUCGCAGGCGCUUCAUGCAUCAUCAACAGACCCUGAAAGAGACGGAGCUCCAGCGACUUGAUGAUGAGAUAGAACGCAAGGUCGGUCUGUCUGUAUACAAUAGUGUAUAGUGUUCAAUAGUGAUUCACGGUAUUUUAGUGUUCCUUGCAAAAAGACGCACGCGCGCAUAUUGAUAUGUAAAGGAAACAAUACAUUUCGCCACUUCUUACCAACAGCAAGUUGGAUUUUAUCGUUUCUCCACUUUAGUUCUAGCCCCUCACGUUAAUCACUUUUUCAACUGACAUGAACCGCAGCCGAGUUUGAUAACCGCGUGUUGCCGUCCAAAGUUUGAUUCUUUUCCCUCUGUCUCUAACAUAACGUUUUUGAGUCGAGUCGCGGAACGUAUACGAACAUAAGCAAUGCUCAUUUUCAAACUACAGCAAUGAAACAAGAUCCAUAUCCGCUCUUUUGCCUUAAAGUACGUCAAAAUAAGUAGCAGAAGACUUCCUUCACUUAAUUUGUAUAAAGUCGGGAACCUCACUACAACGACCUGCAAGUUUGGGACAGGCAUAUUGGGCCGUUGCAGGAGGGUGGCCAUUUUAAGGAAGUUGCAUGUAACGGGACGCCCUGCCAAUAGAGCCUUUCUUUCGCAGCUUGCUUGAUUUCGGGGUACUUGAGAGAGACUCUACUAAAAUCGAAUAAGAUCUUUGUUAAGCAUGCGCUACAUGUGGCUAGGAUGCAGUUUCGUACUCAGGCCUAAUAGCUUGGCGCUUGGUUCAGCGGGCUCAGUUUUUUGUUAUGACCAUCGGUUUAUGAAUAGAGAGUUUAAACAUUACGUAUACGGCAAACGGGAAACGUCAGAUUCAAGUUGAGAAUGUCUCAAAAUAGAAAAUGAGCAGAUAAAAACAGCUCAAAACAAUUCUUAUGGAUAAAAAACUGCGUGAAACUACUAAUUUAUCUGUUAAAAUAAUAAGCAGUAAACGACAAGUAAAGGGAAACUUGGUCACGUGGUACAAAUUCGCGUUUGCCGUUAGGCAUGAACGUGAUGCUUAACCUCUCUAAUACACGGAUGCUCGCACUCUAAAAACCAGUUUGACGGGGAAAAAAAACAAGAUUGACUAGUCCAAAAGUUCGGGCUGCGGCGACCUCAAAGGUUUGACGCUAUUCUGGCAGAAUGUUUAUUUGAAAUGGAGCUCAGUUUAGAGGCCAUCAUUGGGGAGCUUUAGCAAGGACGACAGCGACGGCAACGAGAACUUGAGAAAAGCCGGAUAGGUUUGAUAAGCAACAGGCAAAAAAACAAGUUCGCACGUGCAGCACGCCGUUUGUAACAUUUCUUUGCCAUCUAUGCAUGACCAUGGGGAGGAAUUUCCUCAUGCGACGUCGCAUGGAGGACGUAUAUGUUGCAGUUAAUUUGUUAUUUCAAUAAUUUUUGUUUUUCCUUUGUUUUAAAUUCAUUAGCAUACAAAAACAUACUCAGAAACAAUGGGAAAAUAACAAUUAAUUGAAAUAAAAAAUUAACUACAACAUCUACACACGAUCACGAAUAUUUCUUCUACUCUCUGAAAUUUCUGUCUAAGAGUCUCUGUGGUCAUGGUUUAACGUCACGAUCCUCAUCUGUACUUUGUGUUAUUUAUAGGCUUUGCUAAGAGAGCAAGAAACGAGGCAUGCUAUUGAAGAUGCAGAGAUUAAAGGACUGGAGCUUCAGGCACAGAAAGAGAUGCUUCAGCAGGUUAGUGAGAUGAUAUAUCACUGAUCAGAUAUUUGUUUAAAUUUUAGGUGAUCUGAUGUGAUUUGCAUCUAAUUAAGUUAUCAUAAUGUAACUACUUGAUCAGAUGGAUAGGUAAUGGGAAUAAAUGAAAUCACCUGCGAUAAAAUUUCUUGAUUGUUUUACAAAUUCUCCUCAUUAGCCAGAAGUAAUGAGUGACUGCCAUAAGUAAUGUGUGAAUAAGAUGCAUGUUCAUAUUAGUGCUUGAGGGGUUCACAUCGGUUUUCUGCCGACUUCUUAGCCUAAGUAGCUGCUGUUGCAGGGCGGUGAAGGCAACUUCAUUCGCGGCGAAGAUGGCGAGGAGUAAAGGAGAAACCUAAUUCCGUCCUUCGGGCUCAUGCGCAUGUCACCGGCUUCCCCCAGCGUUAGGACCCCGGGCCAACCAGGGGAUAAUCAUUGUAGUCUGCGUAGCUGGCUCAAUUUUUCGCGCGCAACUGUUAACAAAGACCACAAAAUUUUGUAUUCUCCUUUAAAUUUUCUUUGAAGUUUGAACAAAAUGUCCACAGGGGCAGAGAAACCAAACCAUCCCCUUGUUUCCCCGCAACAUCCCCCUGGGGUCCUACCCCAGGGGAAGCCGAUAACAUGUGCAUGGCUUCCCCGAGCUGUAUCGAGUUUGCCAGCUACGGAGGCUCUAAAACGUUUACCAUAUUCUAUUAAGCCAAGGUUGUGCCUCUGUUUUAUUUCACGUAGGACCUGAUACGUGAUGAACUACAGUCCUCGUUUAAGCAGCGAGCAGAGCAAACGGUCCAUAGAAAACAACAAGAGUUGGAAGGUCAGCUAUUUAAACGAACCAUGGACGCUGUCCAGGAGGUCGACAUUGAUUCGCAAAGGGUAAAGAUACAUCUAACUCGUUCUGCAAUGUUAAGUCCCAUUAAGGUAGAGGGAAGCAGAGAAAAAUUUCGAAAACUUCUUUUGGUAGGAUUUUGGAGCAGCUAGGAUGGCAGGCAUAACAGAAUAUUGUAUGCCAGAAUGGGCUGCCGGUUUGAAAACGUUGUACGUUGUACUUGAUUCAUCUAGAGUUGAUUUCUAUUUGCUCUUUUUUGCGGAAUAACGACAAUGAAUGCGCCCUUAUUCUUCUUGAGAGACUGCCUGCUAUUUGUCCAAUCUUGCGCAUUUAAGCUUUUUUUUGUUAGUUAGUUUUAUGGGUCGAGUUCAAAUGUUACCUUCCCUUUGAACGCAGGGACAGGUGAAUUUCCAGUUAACAAACAGAAAGCCACACUUUUAAAACGUAUUUUUUAUAACCAUAAAAGGCUGUAAUAAUGGCCCAUUGGAUAGACCCCGAGUUUUUUUGACCUUGGGGCUUUUGUUUUCCCUUUCAGACCGCGGAGAAACGUCUAACUCUCAUAUGUUUGCUUUAGGCCUCUUCCACACGCAUCCGAAAUUUUUGAAUCCGCAACUGUUCCUUUCCAGAUUAAAACAUUUCCACGUCCACGCGUAUCCGCAUUCAAAUCGAAUUUGCCCAUCCACACGUAUCCGACACGUAUCCGGACUCACUCUAGUACCCAGGACUCCUCUGGAAAUAUUGGCAAUAGAGCAUGCUUCGUAAAGCGUGUGAAAUUUGCAUCUUGCUCUGCCUUGAGAGAACCUGGGAACGAGGUUGCUUUCUUGAAUACAGUAUUCACGGUAAAGAACUGGGCUCGUUCUCGUUACGUCGCCGGAUAAAAAAAUAUCCGGAUUUAGCGUCCACACGAUUCCCGAUUUGUGGCGUAUUCAAAAAUUUCCACUCUGGAGAGUGGAUUCCAAAAGUUACGGAUUCGUAUGCCGGAUUCACCGGAUACGUGUGGACGGAAACAUAAUCCGCAAAGAAAAAAAAUCCGGAUUCAAAAAUAUCCGGAUACGUGUGGACGGGGCUUCAAUUUCUCCGACGCUCGUAGAUAUUCAUUUUCGCAAGUACCAUAUUUGGAACGAGAAGAAAAGAUAACUGACCAAUCAAACUUUGUAAACGACGUAACGAAAUUGUACUCCACGUUCCCGCGCCCGCCCCAAAAAAUUGGGAUCUUAAGCAACAAUGACGGCGACGUUCAGUCCGUCAAAUGUCAGCAACUUUUUCUGAGUUGAAUUUUAAAGACUGUAUCGAAGUUCAGGAAAAGAAAAAAAAAAGUCGUUGUCUUCUGUUUUUGCCCUCCACAAACGUGAAACUAGGCACUUUUACGCCGUAGUCGUGCGGUGGCGGCAAAGAAAUGUUCCAAAACGCGCGAUGCACGUGCAAUGUUGUUGUUAAACCUAUUGCUUUUUUGAGGCCGCAGCGAGGGUUUCCAAAUAUGGUACUAAGAAAAAUGAAUAUUCACGAGCAUUGAACGCGAGGUACGCGUUUCGACACCUCAUGAGUUUUUGGACCGCGCGAUGUUCUCAAGUGAAUUUCUCUUCGUCUCUCUAUAAAAUCUGCAUUUGAAUAGUCUGAAAUUUGAAAGAAAUGGUUCUCUAGAGUAACUGCGGGAUUCAGAAACGAGUUAGCAAAUAACCUACGGCAAGAAGGUCUGUACCAGAGUUAAUGAUGAUUUAUUUUCAAUCAGAUUUCCCAGCAGGAGUUAGCCAAAGCUCAACAGACACACGCUGAUGUCAACAUGGAGACGGAAGUUGGAUUCAGAACCAGAAUGGACGAUCUUCAUCGAGAGCUUAGUGAAGUUAGGGUGAGUGUUAAAUACCGAAGAACAACAACAGCAACAACAAACAACAAGAAACGUCACUCAAAUCAGUGAAAAAAUACUAAUACAAAAUUUUAAAAAAAGUGCCCCCUUUAAUUUUUGCGUAUAGGCAUUUUCUGUCUUUAAGGAACUUAUUUUUCGUAUACGUAACUGGUGGGUUUUUACUAUUGGGCAUUUUUUGUUUUGCGAUUUUCACCAAAUUGCGUACAACGACUUGCGUUUAUCUGAGUACAGUUUGCAGUCAAAAUCAUGUCUUUUUUUCCGUCUUGGCGUGUAGCCUUUUUCAGGCGUUCAGAUAGUGCUGCUCAAUUCUUUUUGCUCCCUCCCCACAGUCUGAACGCCUGCAACAGACUAGUAGACAGGAGUUCGCGCUGAUAUUUGACUUGGUCUCCAGAGCCGUUAACUCCCCUCUGAUCAGUAUUGUUGGUUUGCACGUGACGUCACGGCGGCCAUGUUGGCGGUCAAGAACAAGAGUAUUUCUCUCCUAUGGGAAUUAAACUCUAUUUUCAUAUUAUUUCUUGGAGAAAAAAUUACAUUGUUUUGACUGCCAACAUGGCACGUGGCUGCAAACCGAGAAUAUAAAUGGCGACUCUAGGGGAAAUGGUGAAGUAUGAGCAGGGCUUUUAUUGCUCUAGCUUGCUUUAAGCAAGGUUAAAUUAAUCAAUGGUAAGAGGUUAUUUUAAAUGCACAAAAUUUCCUUGCAAGUUUAUUUUGGGUAAGAAUUUGUCUGUAGCUGCCCUUUUCGAGUAUUGCUUCCAAGAACAUAAACAGUUGGCUAACAUAAAUUCGUGGCUUUGUAGGCCUUACCUGCAUUCGAACAACUGGUUGAAGGCUAUUUUAAAAAAAGCCGCGGUUUCGUCUCAUCCUUGGUGUAAAAACCUGCGAAACUCACGAGUGACGUAAAACAAUGAAUACCAAGAAGCCACUGAGAAGUCAACACAAUAGAUCCAAGGACAAUAAUAGCUAGAAAACAAAGAAAAACUUCACAGGUUUUUAUACUACUACAUGAAAAAUUACUGCAAUUUGAUUGGCUUAGAGCAGUGGUAUUUCAGCUUAAUUUGAAAUACCUACAUGUGAAAAUUACAAACCUUUUGCGGGUAGUAGUAUAAACAAAUAAUAGCUUGAUUUUUACGUGAUAUUUGGCAUAAAUACCACUCGUAAUAUUUCAAAAUUCUCUCAAAUUUCACUCGCCUAACGGCUCGUGAAAUUACGUAUAACAAUUUCGAAACAUCACUUGUGAUAUUUAUGCCAAAUAUCACUACAAAUCAUGCUAUUACUUAUACUAACACCGAGGUAAACCCGCGGUUUCUCUGUGGAGAGCGAGUGAGAUUUUUUUUCAACCUACAUGCUUCAAGUUAUUUAUUAAUUGUUUGUUUGUUUAUGUUACCUCAGGUUGCUCAGCAAGUUUUGGAGAACAAGGAAAGAGAGAACGAAAUUCAAUCACUUGUUCAUGAGCUGCGGAAUAAAGAGGUGGGUAGUCAAACAGUGCUCGUUCCUACAUUCGAUUGAAUUAUUUUUCAUUGACUUGCUGCUUAGUGGAGCUAAUUCGCACGAUAAAUCUAUCUUAAUUUAGGUCACGUGUUUCAUCGAUUACCUAGCCUGAGUACCAGAUAUCCCUUAGGGGUUAGGGAAGGGAGAUUUAAGCGGCGGGAGCGUGGGGAAGAGAAGCUGUUUCCCUUUGUCGCUUCUUUCUUCUCCUUUCUACCCAGAAGCGUCUGAUACUCAUGCAGGCUAUCGUAAAAUCCCUUGUAGAAUGACACAGUCGCCGCCAAACAGUCUGAGCUGAGACAGCAGAAAGCUCUAACUGCUGAAGAGGACAGGAGGCGCAUGAAUCUACUGAACGCUUUACAGCGGGAUUACACCACAACAAGUGAUGAUUCAGAGUCAUUCUGUAAGUGCAGCUAGCUAAGCGUGCAGUUAGUUAAAGGUACCCCUGCACGCGUUAUGCUGGCAAUCAGCUUGCCAGUCUAUCGCAUUAAUCAAUUGUAACACUGGCUUUUAAGUGUCAUAGUUUCCUUUUAUACGCAAUCCAAAUCUUAGGCUUUAUCAGACACGUCGCACUUACAUACUACAAAGUUGUAUCGUAAGGGGCGGCCUUAUGGGCAAACUUGGAUAGACUAUUUUCGAAUCCCCCGCCGUACACUCACACUCUUUUUGCAGCCCAAAUUUUGCAUUAGUUUUCAAAUGCUUUUGGGAAUAUGCAGUCCUGCCAAGAGCAUAUGAAACCAAUAGUUUUUGCAAAAUUUGGGGGGAGGGGGGUCACUUGCAGGCCCACAGAUAAGACACUCGUCGACGUUUUGAAAAUAGUUUGCUACUGUAUUUCACACCCAUAACGUGAAACAACGGGCGAAGAAGUGGCUAGCUACUAACGGAGGGCAGUUAUUUCUAAUAGCCCUGAAUGUCUUGGAUUAUCAUACAUUUCUGGGAAACUGCGCACCUACCCCUCCCCUAAGUCAACAUUUUGCCCGAAGUUAAAAAGUAAGUGUUAAUGUUGUCUUAGGGGAGGGGUAGGUGGGCAGUUUCCUAGAAACGUAUAAUGAUCCAAUGUCUUUAACCUAGCUCGCCUGAGGGACAUUCGUCAAGUUCCUAUGGAGCCUAGGAGACCUUUAAGUGCUAUCCAACCCAGUAACACGGACAGUAGCUCAACUACGGACUGGGACGAGACGAGUGGAACUCCGAUCAGUUCUCAAGGUGAGUACUAGUUAUAAGUAACGUGCAAUGGAAAUUUUUAGAACUCCUAACGUCGCCAAAUCUUUUUAUAUUGGAUUAAAAAACCUUAAGGUAAAAAACUGAAGAAAUACGGAAUCGCGAAUUGCGAAUUGGCGCAUCGUUCAACCUGUAUUUACUGUAACGUUUAGAGACUUCAGACAAAGCGAGUAAAAUCGUUAUUUAUGAUGCAAAUCGGUCGUACAUAACUUUGGAAACAAAGAGGUGUAGUACAUGUAGUAAAGUAUUUUUGCAAAGCCAUCCUUUUAGGACUAAAAUUCUUUAAGUGUUUCUCUUGUGCUUUUAAUUGGUAAGCUCAAGUGUUGAUCUUUUCGUAACGAAACGUUUUAUCCUCGCUUUGGUCUUUCAGAACCGUCGGUUGCACGCCAGCGGGAAACGUUUGAAAAGCGUGAACUUGAACUUAUGGCCGAGGUCCGAGAUCUUAGAAAGCGACUAGCAGCCAGAAGACAGCAACGAGCACCGGACUUUGUAGGACAUAACCAACAAUGA